Molecule: messenger RNA, 504 nt
Organism: Rotaria sp. Silwood1
Lineage: Eukaryota; Metazoa; Rotifera; Eurotatoria; Philodinida; Philodinidae
Source: the annotation of a GenBank genome assembly
AUGUUUGUUAUUGAAGAGUGUCCUAGAUUAAUCACAUUUGAUAAUAUUCCUGGUGCUGGUCGUUUCCAACAAUCCUUGCCCAAUGGGUUCUCUGGUUUUCAAUGGGUGAAUGCGAACUAUAUGAAUGUUUCUUACAACGAACAAAUUAAUGGUUGGUCAGGCUAUUCCGCUGCUCUAUCGAGUGGUCAAUAUGUCGGGUUGAAUAAGGAUGGCCAAAUGUUGUCGAUGAUUAUAAAUGCAGCUAGAAGUUUUACUCUGAAAUCAAUGAUAGUAGCAUCAGUAUGGAAUGAUAAUCUCACAUUAGAAAUAACGGGUAAACGAGGCGGAAGUGUGUUCAAAUCCAAACAAUUUAUACUGCAAUUGCAACCACAAUGGAUAGAACUCAAUUGGUCAGAUUUGGAAAUUGUCAAUUUCUCGUCUUAUGGAGGAGAAACGAAUUCACAAGUGAAUGGACGAGGAACACAACUUGCUUUUGAUAAUUUGUGUGUGGAAUUUCCCAAAUAA